AUGAAGCUUAAAUUAAAUUUCGGAAAAAAGAAAAGAGGAUUUGACUAUUCCAUAAUUGAGGGUGGCAAAAAUAUACUAAAUAAAAUUUUUGGAACUGGUGUUGAAAAAUAUUUUAAAAUAGUUAACCUUUUAGUUAUUGCAAUAUUUGUUACAGUUUUGAAUUAUAUAUACUCCUUUGAUGUAAAAAAUGUAAAGAAAAAGGACAAAAAUUUACUCUAUAUGUGCUACGGAUUUCUAGUAUGUCUUGUUGGAUUUGCCAUUAGCAUAAACUGGAUAUAUUUUGAAUAUUCCAAGAAUAAGAAAAAAAAAGGCUCUUCCCUAGAAGUUAAAAGUAAUGAGUGA
Messenger RNA from Plasmodium gonderi, 342 nucleotides. RefSeq lists its product as hypothetical. The record is from RefSeq and is a predicted model, not a curated record. NCBI's taxonomy places the organism in Eukaryota, Apicomplexa, Aconoidasida, Haemosporida, Plasmodiidae. The transcript is spliced from 2 exons. The coding region runs from base 1 to 342 and encodes 113 amino acids.